AUGGCCGUGAUUAGUACACUUCUUUACUACACGAAAACAGUUCUAUCGUUCACACUUUUGAGUUUGUGUGCACUUUAUGGUGUAGUGGCAUCGGUUGUUCUUACAUGCGUGGGAAAGCGUCACUUGGCACAAUGGACCACAGCGCGUGCGUUCUACUAUGUGAUGGGUACUUGCCUUGGCAUAAAAAUCGUUGUAGAGAACGCUGAAAACCUAAAUAAGAUGCCUGCCAUUUUAGUGUGUAACCACCAGUCCGUUUUGGACAUCAUGAUGUUGGGAAGAACUUUCCCUCAAGGUUGCACAGUGACAGCCAAGAGCUCCCUGAAAUGGACCCCAUUUCUUGGAUGGUUCAUGGUUCUUAGUGGAACGCUAUUCCUUGACAGAUCUAACAGGGAAAAAAGUGUGCGCACCUUGAACAAUGCCCUUCAUGACUUGCGCACCAAGAAGCGUGCCAUCUGGGUGUUCCCUGAGGGUACCAGAUCCCACUCGACUAAGGUGGGGCUACAACCUUUCAAGAAGGGUGCAUUCCACUUGGCCCAACAGGGUCACAUCCCCAUCAUUCCAGUGGUGGUCUCGAACACCAGUACCAUCAUGAACAGCAAGUACAAAGUCUUUAACAGAGGUGUGAUAACUGUCAAAGUGCUAGAACCUAUUCCUACCGACGACUUGAAGAAAGAAGAGGUCACUGAUUUUACCAACAAGGUCAGAGACAUUAUGGAGAAGACGGUGCAGGAAUUGGGCUACUCGCAAGCCAUCGUUGACACUACUUUGCCUCCAGAAGCCAGAUCAAUCGUCACAACUGUCUCUGAGAACGAGGCCGGAGAGGAAUCAGGUGACGAACAAGAGGAUGUCUCCUCGAAGGAUACUGUCGAAGAAGCUGUGGAAACUCUUGAAACUGAGGAAACCGAGGGCGCGGACACAGACGCCGAGCAUCACUAG
Molecule: messenger RNA, 936 nt
Organism: Lachancea fermentati
Lineage: Eukaryota; Fungi; Ascomycota; Saccharomycetes; Saccharomycetales; Saccharomycetaceae
Source: the annotation of a GenBank genome assembly